Messenger RNA from Glycine soja, 1190 nucleotides. Its product is annotated as alanine--tRNA ligase. The coding region runs from base 200 to 988 and encodes 262 amino acids. Gene Ontology annotation, biological process: alanyl-tRNA aminoacylation; regulation of translational fidelity. The transcript has 8 exons. Gene Ontology annotation, molecular function: Ser-tRNA(Ala) deacylase activity; alanine-tRNA ligase activity; ATP binding. The record is from RefSeq and is a predicted model, not a curated record. NCBI's taxonomy places the organism in Eukaryota, Viridiplantae, Streptophyta, Magnoliopsida, Fabales, Fabaceae.
ACCCUUUUUUUUUUUUCUCAAACAAAUCAGGGAUGAGUUUGAUAACUCCAAUGAUACGGUGAGUUUUUCCCAACCGUUAAUUCCAAAUCAAUGGUGCAUAUUUAUUUCCAUUGGAGAAAAAUGUUAUUGAAGCAGGUGGGUGUUAUUUCCGUGGUCUAAAGCAAAGUGAAUUAGACUUAGAUUCUGAUUCUGGGAUUGGAUGGAGCUAGGCCUCAUGGAUAAGAAUCCAACGAAGCUGGAACACUUUGAUGACAUGUGGAGGCUCGAAUCCACUGCCACACUAUUAUCUCACUUGAAGGGGGAUGAUGGUCGACAUGUCUUGACAUUGGAUCGUACAAUAUUCUAUCCGCAAGGUGGUGGUCAACCUGCGGAUACUGGCUUUGUACUCAUUCAUGGCUUUGAUAACAACAAAUUUCUGGUUUCUGAUGUUCGGUCCAAAGAUGGAAUUGUUUUUCACUAUGGUUUCUUUGAGAACCUGGGCGGGGAAUUUGAGCCUACACUCGAGAAAGGGAAGGAGGUUUCACUCUUUGUUGAUCAGCCCAGGCGAAAACUCAACUCCAGAUUGCAUUCAGCAGGACAUUUGCUUGAUAUUUGUUUGCCAAGAAUAGGAUUGGGAAAUUUAGAGCCUAGCAAAGCCUACCAUUUUCCUGAUGGGCCUUGGGUUGAAUACAAAGGUACAAUUUCACAAAAUGAAAUGCAGAGUAAGCAAAAGGAUUUAGAGCUGGAGGCCAAUGCAUUAAUUUCCAUGGGAGGAAAAGUUUCUGUUGAUAUAUUACCAUAUGAUGAAGCUGCUAAGCUUUGUGGUGGGUGUCUUCCUGAUUAUGUUCCCAAGGAAAGCACACCUCGCAUUGUGAGGAUAAGAGAUAAUCCUGGCUGCCCCUGUGGUGGUACUCACGUUGCUGACAUUUCAGACAUCAAACAAAUUAAGGUUUCUCAAAUUCGCUCAAAGAAGGGGCUGACAAAAGUCUAUUACUAUGUUGAAUCCUAGUUAUAUGUGGCUGAGUCUGGUGCCAUGAAACUGCUAUUUGAGCUCCAUACUGAUGACUACUCUUAAAUAAACAUCACAAGAAACUAGCUGAAUCAGUAUUUUGUAUAUAGGUCUCAGUUGGAUAAAUUUCUCUAUAAAUACUUACAGAAGAAGAUAAGAAUAUAAAAUAAAUUGAGUUUCUCUUCUGAGUUCUGAGUUAAAA